This is a messenger RNA of Heterocephalus glaber (naked mole-rat), 2865 nucleotides long. It is a transcript of the gene Polg2, whose product is annotated as DNA polymerase gamma 2, accessory subunit. Gene Ontology annotation, biological process: mitochondrial DNA replication. The record is from RefSeq and is a predicted model, not a curated record. Gene Ontology annotation, cellular component: mitochondrion; cytoplasm. NCBI's taxonomy places the organism in Eukaryota, Metazoa, Chordata, Mammalia, Rodentia, Bathyergidae.
GAGCAAGCGCUCACUUCCGUCACGCCUGCGCCGUGGGCUCCUGUCACCGCUAUGGUGGUUGCGGUUUAUUGGACAGAGCAUGGUGUUCUUUAACUCCUGAAAGAGAUGCGCUGUAAUGCGGCGGUCAGGGCCUGCCACAAAGUUUGCAGACGUCUGUUGUCUGGGUGCGGGGGUCGAAUAGAUGGGGGGCAGCCUGACCCGUUGACGGAAAGGAGUAAGACCCUCGGAGGAGACCUGAGGUCCCACAUGGAGCUUCCCCCGGAGAGCGAGCCGACAGAGGGCAGCGAGGCGCUGCUAGAGGUCUGUCAGAGAAGGCAUUUUCUUAGCGGAACCAAGAAGCAGCUUAGCCGAGAUUCUCUUCUGAGCGGGUGCCACCCCGGCUUUGGACCUCUGGGGGUAGAGUUGCGGAAGAAUCUGGCCGCACAAUGGUGGUCCUCCGUGGUCUUGUGCAGGGAGCAGGUUUUCGCGGUGGGCGCCCUGCACCACGGCCCAGGCCCUUCGCUUCCCGAGGACAGGGCCUUCAGGUUAGUUUCUGCAGAAGCUCUACGCGAAAUUUUGCAAGACAAAGAGCUGAGUAAGAAACGGCUAGUAGCGUUUCUUGAGAACGUAUUAAAAACUUCUGGGAAACUACGGGAGAAUCUUCUUCACGGUGCCUUGGAGCACUAUGUUAACUGCCUGGAUCUGGUAAACAAGAAGCUUCCAUAUGGCCUUGCUCAGAUUGGAGUGUGUUUUUAUCCUGUUUCUGAUACUGAGCAGAUACCUAAUGGUGUUGAAAGAAUUGGUGAGAAGACUGAAGCUUCAUUGGUAUGGUUUACUUCUUCAAGAACUUCAAGCCAGUGGCUUGAUUUCUGGUUGCGUCAUCGACUGCUGUGGUGGAGAAAGUUUGCCAUGAGUCCAUCUAACUUCAGCAGCAGUGAUUGUCAGGAUGAAGAGGGACGAAAAGGAAACAAACUUUAUUACAGUUUUCCUUGGGGAAAGGAGCCAAUAGAAACACUGUGGAAUCUAGGAGAUAAAGAACUCUUACACAUGUAUCCUGGAGAUGUGGCUAAGUUACACGGCCGAGAUGGGCGGAAAAGUGUGGUUCCUUCUGUUGUGUCUGUAAGCGGGGAUCUAGACCGAGGCAUGCUGGCUUACCUCUAUGAUUCUUUCCAGCUCACAGAGAACUCCUUUACAAGGAAGAAGAAUCUUCACCGAAAGGUACUUAAACUUCACCCCUGUUUAGCCCCUAUUAAAGUUGCUUUGGAUGUAGGAAGAGGCCCAACUGUGGAACUAAGACAGGUUUGUCAAGGGCUAUUUAAUGAAUUACUAGAAAAUGGAAUCUCCGUGUGGCCUGGCUAUUUGGAAACUGUACAGUCCUCACUGGAGCAGCUUUAUUCAAAGAUUGUGGGUGAUCAUCUCCUAACAGCAAGAGGUUAUGGAGGAGAUCUCAUCUGCAGAGGAAGAGAAGAAAAAGGCAGAGGAAAUGCCUCACUUCACAUAAGGGAAAGCAACUUGGUCAGGGUUCCGAGGGCCCUACUGGGGGACCCCGCGUUUGAAGCUGGUGGCUGAAGCAGGGGAUAUAGGAGCAGCUGCAGUUUCGGCAAGCAAACCCAGGACCCGCUGGAAGAGCUCAGGGAAGGAAGGGUAAUUGAGGGGAGUGAGUUGUUGAGCAGGAUGCAGUGUCUGGUUGCAUGUUGGUCUCUUUCUGUUUCACUGACCUGAAAGUUCAGCACCUGGCAGUGCCCAGGCCUAGAGGCACGGAAGCACCCCUUGAAGGGACAAGCAGACUGGGUUCCCUUAGUCUUUUUCUGUACUGCUGUAAGAAAACAGCCGUCACUGGGUAAUAUAUACAGAACAGAAGCUUAUUUGGCUCAUAGUUCUGGUGGCUAGAAAGUCCAAAAGCUGUGGUUUCUGGUGAGGGCCCCUCUGGCCGCAUCACCCGACACAUCACCCAACGUGAGGGAGAAGCAGAAAGGGAAGUGGCAGCAUGCAGGAGGGACAUGAGUCUGUCCAGGGAAGCAGGGGCGGGACCAGGCUGGCUCUUUCAUGGCUACCUACUCUCACAAAAGGGCAUUUUUGCCAGAAUUGCAUCCAUUGCUUAGGAGGGUGGUGCCCCAUCACCUAAUCACCUCCACCAAGUCCCGCCUCUGAAAGAUUCACCACUCAGCCAGGCAUGGGGGCACACAUCUAUAACCUCAGCAUUCCGGAAGCCUGAGGCAGGAGGAUCACAAGUUCAAGCCCAGCCUGUGUAACUUAGUGAUUUAGUGAGACCCUGUUGCAAAUCAUCAUCAUCAUCAUCAUCAUCAUCAGGCUGGGGAUUAGCUCAGUGGGAUAGCCCUGGUUCAAUUCUACUAUGUGUGUGUGCAGUGGCGGGGGAUCCACCGCAUCUCAAUACCAUUAUAUUGAGCUCCAAGCUUCCAGGUCUUUGGGAAAACACUCAAUAUCCAGACACUGGCACUCACUCAGUCACAAGUAUGGAUUGAAUUCCUACUCUUUGCCAAGCUGUGCACCUAAAGAUGAAACGCCUCCUUCCAGGGAGUCAAGAAGCUCACAGUGGGCUGGGCAGGGCCCUGGGUGACAAGGCUGACCCCAGGCUGUGUGGCCUGACCAAGUGUUGAGAAAGCCAGAGGGUGGAGCCCAUCUCCCUGCUUUGAAGAACUGAGGUUCCCUUUACAGAAGUCUCAAUAUGUUUGUUCUCAAUAACGAGCAUGAUUUUGAAAUUAUCCAGUACCAAAUGUGAAGUUAAGAGUUGUUCUUAUUCUCAAUCCAAAAAUACCAUGUUCUCUAACUGUAUUUUCAUUUAUAGAACUCAGCUGCACAGAUAUCUUGCACUUCCUCCAAAAAACCAGAAGUAACCCUGCUAAAUAGGCUCAAUGGAAACGCUCA